This is a messenger RNA of Bipolaris maydis ATCC 48331, 208 nucleotides long. NCBI's taxonomy places the organism in Eukaryota, Fungi, Ascomycota, Dothideomycetes, Pleosporales, Pleosporaceae. The record is from RefSeq and is a predicted model, not a curated record.
ACACCGAGUGAGAAGAGCGAAGACGAUGAACCAUUUGCCAUGUCUCCACUGCAAAGCUUCCUAUGGUCUUUGGUCUCUCAAGCUCUGCUAUGGAAAACUAGUUCUAUGGGCCUGUUUUUGGACUGGUAUGGAGUGGUAGAUCCACAAACUUCACGCCUAUGUAAAAUACCAGAAGUCAGCGAACUCAAGGCCUUCCUCUGGAACUUGA